Messenger RNA from Metarhizium brunneum ARSEF 3297, 1026 nucleotides. RefSeq lists its product as uncharacterized. The record is from RefSeq and is a predicted model, not a curated record. Lineage: Eukaryota; Fungi; Ascomycota; Sordariomycetes; Hypocreales; Clavicipitaceae.
AUGUCUACACCUGACGAUGGCUUGGAUGGUCCACAGCGGCCAUGGCCCUCACAACCUAGUGGGCGGCGUCAGAUCAAGCGGUCACUGACAGAGCUCGCGUCGCCCGGGAAGCUUCAUCGUCGCCCACAUCUGUACCGUCAACAAGGGAGCCAAUCCGAGGAAAAAGAUAGGCCCCCACUGUCGCCGGCUAUUCUUGCGGCGCAAGGUCGGCAUUCUCUUGAUAUACCACCCUCGACGACGACAACGACCCCGUUUAUGAGCCCGAAUCCGAGUCGACGUGCCAGCAUAUUGGGGCCGAGGGGGGAAAGGAAUGGGGAAUCGAGGGAGAAGCGGGAGAAGAUGGGAAUCAAGACGCAGCUGGCACAGGAGAAGGCCUCGAUACGAACUGAGGGUUUGAAGCAGUCGCUGAUGGACCUCAACUCUUUCUCGACCACCAUGACAAAGCGCCUAGACGAUACAUACUACUCGGUCCUGGAGAAAAUGAGCACCCUUCAAAACACGGUAUUUGCUCUGAAAGAUUUGGCCGGAAACUGCCACGACCUGUGCGAAUCGUUCGACAAGGACGCGAGAGAUUUGGAAAGCCAUAUUAUUCGUCAACUAAGUGCUGCUGGCCAGUUUGAAGAGCAGCAACGGAGAAUCUUGUCGCUCCAGAAACGCAUACACAGGGGCCGUGACCAGAUACAAACCCUCGCCUCCAGGGUUGACGUGGUCCAGACGAGAGUUGAGAGGUGGGAACAAGCCGACAGGCGAUGGCAGGAAAAGACGCGCAAGAAACUCAAGAUUAUAUGGUCCGCUACUACAGUUCUGGCUCUGGUCAUGAUUGCCUUCGUAGUCGGCAUGAAGUACGCGAAUGUGGAGGGGCAAGGUGGAAUGCGGUGGAAUGCGAGCAUGAGCCCAAACGUACCUCCGUGGUUGACUACGUUGAGUUCUCACCAGAGCGAGAGCACAGAAGAGUCUGGGAGGAGGUUGCUUUGGAAAGCGCCCCUCGGGGAUGACGCGAGGUUGCGAGCGUUUGAUGAAUUGUGA